AUGAUAAAUCACACAGAAGUAAAAGAGUUUAUUCUUCUUGGACUGACAGAUGACCCCCAGUGGCAGAUUGUACUUUUCGUAUUUCUUCUUGUUACCUACCUGCUGAGUGUGACUGGGAACCUGAUUAUUAUCACCCUCACCCUCUCAGAUCCCCAUCUGCAGACACCAAUGUAUUUCUUCCUUAGGAACUUCUCCUUCCUAGAAAUCUCAUUUACCUCGGUCUGCAUUCCCAGAUUCCUUGUCACCAUUGUGACAGGGGACAGAACCAUUUCCUAUAAUGGGUGUGUGGCCCAGUUAUUUUUUUUCAUCUUCUUGGGGGUGACAGAAUUUUACCUGCUGGCAGCCAUGUCCUAUGACCGCUAUGUGGCCAUCUGCAAGCCGCUGCACUACACCACCAUCAUGAGCAGCAGAGUGUGCUUCCUUCUUGUGUUCAGCUCCUGGCUUGCAGGAUUCUUGAUCAUCUUUCCACCCAUAAUCCUGCUGCUGCAUUUGGAGUUCUGUGCCUCCAAUGUAAUUGAUCAUUUCAUCUGUGACUCUUCUCCAAUUCUGCAGCUUUCCUGCACAGACACUCACUUUCUAGAACUUAUGGCAUUUUUUUUAGCUGUGGUAACACUCAUGGUUACUUUAAGCCUGGUUAUUCUCUCUUAUACGUAUAUCAUACGCACAAUUCUGAAAAUUCCUUCCACAAAUCAAAGGAAAAAAGCCUUUUCCACGUGUUCCUCCCAUAUGAUAGUCGUCUCCCUCUCUUAUGGAAGCUGCAUCUUCAUGUACAUUAAGCCUUCUGCAAGGGAAAGAGUGACUUUAAGCAAAGGAGUAGCUGUGCUCAAUACUUCAGUGGCUCCUCUCUUGAAUCCUUUCAUCUAUACCCUGAGAAAUCAGCAGGUGAAGCAAGCCUUCAGGAAUAUGGUCCAAAAGAUUAUCUUUUCUUCAAAUAAGUGA
Molecule: messenger RNA, 939 nt
Organism: Talpa occidentalis (Iberian mole)
Lineage: Eukaryota; Metazoa; Chordata; Mammalia; Eulipotyphla; Talpidae
Product: olfactory receptor 6C75
Exons: 1
Coding region: 1-939 (312 amino acids)
Biological process (GO): G protein-coupled receptor signaling pathway
Cellular component (GO): membrane
Molecular function (GO): olfactory receptor activity; G protein-coupled receptor activity
Source: RefSeq, a predicted model, not a curated record